Cladocopium goreaui is the source of this 1431-nucleotide messenger RNA. The record is from the annotation of a GenBank genome assembly. Lineage: Eukaryota; Dinophyceae; Suessiales; Symbiodiniaceae.
AUGUUGGCUGGAGGCAAAGAGAAGGGUGAGAAGGGCAAAGGAAAAGGAGACAAAGGAAAAGACAAAGGCAAAGGCAAAGAGAAGGGCAAAGGCAAGGAGAAGGGCAAGGACAACAUGACAGCUGCUGAGCGGUUGGCUUUUGCACAAGGAGCCCUUUCAGCUGAUGGCCCUCCGGCCAAAAAGCCACGCCUUGAUGGUGAGCCUGGUGCUGAUGAUGAAGAAGAAGAGCUUCCAGAAUUUGAUUUUGAGAAGGACUGGAAAGACAAGCCUGUGGCUCUCCUCAAUCUGAAGGGAGCAAAAGAACUGAAUGGGCUCAUGGCAACUGUCAAAGAGUAUAAUGAGGACACAAAGCGUUUCCUUGUGACUGUGGAGGGUGGCAAGGGGGAUAAGAGCAUCAAGAUGGAGAACCUCUUCAAGGUCAUGACUGGUUGCAUCGUGAAGUUGCGCGGACUUGACUCGAUCGAGUUGAAUGACUGCAUUGGAGAGUGCGGUCGACUGGAUGUGGAGAACCUGAGAUACGACAUCACCUUGUCAGACGGACGACAUGUGAAAGCCAAGCCAGCCAAUGUGGAGCUGGUGGCAAAGUACGAGUCUUCCAAGGUGGCUGGCGACGUGGUGCAGAUGGAGCGGAUCCGCGCCGCCAAUGGGCUGCGAGAUCGCUUAUUUGCAGUGGAAGAAUUUGAUUUUCCCGCCCCACUGGUUUUGCCAGCCAAUGCUUUGGAGGACUAUGCAAAAAAGUUCCCCAAAUCUGUUGUGAUUGGACGCUCCAAUGCUGCCAAUCCAAAGGGUGCACAGGUUCUACAAAGAGAGGUGGUGAGUGCAACAAAGAUCCCACCGGGCUCUCGCUUGGUCUUCAUCUCCAUGCCACGAGACAGGUGCGUAGCACCGCAACUGGCUGAGAUGAGACACGAUGAACUUCUGAGACUAGGCAAGUUUGGAGGUUGGCUUGUGAAGCGUUUGGCUCCAAGACCUGUCUAUUUCCUCUUGCCUGGCACCAUCGCGAAGGGCCCUGCUACAGCACUGAAUUCUGCCACCUGUGCAUGGCCGCUGUAUGUGGAGCUCUGUAGUGACAUGGUACUCCUGGAGUCCGAUAGAUGGCAGAAGUCCUCCUGGGCACGUAUGGAUGCGCUAAUGGCUGUAUGGGCAAAGACUCCCAUGUACGUCCUGCCGGAGAAGUACUCGCCGGCAGUGGCGUUGCCAGAUGCAUCUCCUGUGCCAAAAACAGCUGAGGAAGAUGACGCGAAAGCCAGUGCUGCCAGCGAACCGCUGAGCUUUGCCCAUGAGGAGCCCCUGACCAUUGGCAGACCAGCGGAGGGUUUGUCGAACCCUUCGCCUUUGCUAUUGGGCUUGGCGGAGAGGGCAGCUGAGGCAGAAGCUCAAGGCAGCGGGAAAGUGCAGAAACCAACUCUGGCUGUGAAGCGUUUGGUUUGA